AAAUUUUCCUACCAAACAGCUUCUUCCCAACUUCUCUCUCUCUACACCCCCACAAAAAUCCCUCUUUAAUUUCCUUUCCAUUUUCUGGGUUUUUCGUGGAAGCCCUUUUCCGUUUUGUGGAGGAAUAAGCGGGGUUUAUUGCGGAUUGUGCAGUGAUUUUGGAAAAUUCUGAUUUUAUAUCUUGAUUACGUUUUGUAUUUGGUAAAUUUGUGAUUUUUUGGGCUGCGUUGAUUUUUGGGGGUUUGAUUUGAUUGGAUUGAUCGGAAGGUGGGUAGGUUGGGAAGACGCAUGAGCGGGUCGGUGAAGCUGGAUAUUUCUUCGAAUUCCAACCAUUUUAUCACUUUCAUUCUCCAUUUCUCGGAAACGAAUACUUUUUUGCUGUUCCUCCUGUUGUGGAGAUUAACCGAGCUGUUUUUGAGAUUAAGGUCGAUUGAUUUUAAUUUUAGUAAUUGUUUGUAUUCUACCGAACGAAACUUCCGAUCUUUGCUGAAUUAUGGAGUCAAGGAACAACAAGAGUAAUCGCCAGUUGCGUACAGCUCCUUGCUAUUCAAACUUCGAGAGAGGAUCAACAGCCUCACCAUCUGUCAUCGUUAUAGGUGCUGGUUUUGCUGGCAUAACAGCUGCAAGAGUCCUUCAUGAUGCCUCAUUUCAGGUUAUGUUGUUAGAAUCAAGGGAUAGAAUUGGUGGUCGAGUGCAUACUGAUUAUUCCUUUGGCUUCCCUGUUGACUUGGGUGCAUCAUGGUUACAUGGUGUGUCCAACCAGAAUCCAUUGGCUACGGUUAUUGGAAGACUGGGGCUACCGCUUUAUCGCACUAGUGGGGACAACUCAGUUUUGUAUGACCAUGAUUUAGAAAGUUAUGCUCUUUUUGAUAUGGAUGGAAAUCAAGUUCCUCAAGAAUUAGUCUCAAAGGUUGGUGAAACAUUUGAGAGCAUCUUGAAAGAGACGGAACUUGUAAGACAGGAAUCCAGCGAGGAUAUGUCUAUCCAACGGGCCAUCUCAAUUGUUUUUGAGAGGAGACCAGAUUUGAGGUUGGAGGGACUUGAUCAUAAGGUGUUGCAAUGGUACCUAUGCAGAAUGGAAGGCUGGUUUGCUGCAGAUGCUGAUACUAUAUCGCUUAAAGGCUGGGACCAGGAAGAGUUGCUUCCUGGUGGGCAUGGGGUUAUGGUCCGGGGAUAUGUUCCCGUAAUCAAUAGUCUUGCGAAGGGUCUUGACAUUCGCUUGAGCCAUAGAGUGACCAAAGUAGUGAGACGUUAUAAUGGAGUAAAGGUGACAGUAGAAGAUGGGAGAACAUUUAUAGCGGAUGCUGCAGUUAUUGCUGUUCCUCUUGGCGUUCUGAAAUCAAAUAGCAUCAAGUUUGAGCCAAGGUUACCUGAAUGGAAGGAAGAAGCAAUUAAUGACCUUGGAGUUGGGAUCGAGAACAAGAUAAUUUUGCACUUCGAGAAGGUCUUUUGGCCAAACGUGGAAUUCUUGGGGGUGGUUGCUGAUACAUCUUAUGGCUGCAGUUAUUUUCUUAAUUUGCACAAGGCCACAGGUCAUUCAGUCCUUGUUUACAUGCCUGCUGGCCAGCUGGCUCGUGACAUUGAGAAAAUGUCUGAUGAGGCUGCUGUCAAUUUUGCUUUUACACAAGUUAAAAGGAUCCUUCCAAAUGCUUUGGAACCGAUCGGAUACCUUGUUUCACAUUGGGGCACUGACAUAAACUCAUUGGGCUCUUAUAGCUAUGAUACAGUUGGGAAAUCUCAUGAUCUCUAUGAGAGGCUGAGAAUCCCUGUGGAUAACCUAUUUUUUGCGGGAGAAGCCACAAGUAUAAAUUAUCCUGGCUCCGUUCAUGGUGCAUACUCGACUGGCUUAAUGGCUGCUGAGGACUGCAGGAUGCGUGUCUUAGAACGGUAUGGAGCGCUGGAUCUCUUCCAGCCAGUCAUGGGCGAGGAGCUUCCAGUAUCAGCCCCGCUAUUGAUCUCUCGUAUGUAACUUCUAGGCUUCAACUUACUUUUAGAUGAUAUUCUUGCGAGUUUGCUGACACUGCGGAGCUGCUUGCUCUGUGAGCAAUCAUGGAAAUCAAAAGAUUUCCCGAUUGAAUGAUCAGAGCAUCAGUUCAUGUAGUCUAGCUAGAUGCGUUGUCUUAUGACUAAGAACAUAUUAUGUAUAUAUUGGUAUGAUGAUCUAGUUAUGUAAGCGGGUUGUAAUUCUCGCAAAGGACAUCUGUUUGUGUGCAUGUUUGCCAAUAAAUGAGUUGCAGACUCUGUUGCUUCA
Molecule: messenger RNA, 2251 nt
Organism: Sesamum indicum (sesame)
Lineage: Eukaryota; Viridiplantae; Streptophyta; Magnoliopsida; Lamiales; Pedaliaceae
Product: polyamine oxidase 2
Biological process (GO): polyamine catabolic process
Cellular component (GO): peroxisome
Molecular function (GO): polyamine oxidase activity
Source: RefSeq, a predicted model, not a curated record